Neltuma alba is the source of this 1362-nucleotide messenger RNA. Its product is annotated as receptor-like protein EIX2. Gene Ontology annotation, molecular function: protein binding. The transcript has a single exon. NCBI's taxonomy places the organism in Eukaryota, Viridiplantae, Streptophyta, Magnoliopsida, Fabales, Fabaceae. The record is from RefSeq and is a predicted model, not a curated record. Bases 1 to 1362 code for a protein of 453 amino acids.
AUGGUCAAUUUUUCGCUUGUAAAUGGCCCAAGGAUCAUUAACUCCAAAUCCACAAGGCGACUUCCCUGUUCUUACUAUAUCCAAAUGAAAAGAAUACCAAGCAAGUUCAUCAUCAUGUUCAGCUCUAAGUUCAAUUUCUUUUGGCUUGUUCGAGUUUUAUAUCUCUUUUGGUGUGCAGGAUGUUCCAAUAUAAACAUCAGUUGCGCAGUGACAGAUAAGGAAGCUCUUCUCAAAUUAAAAGAUGGUUUCGUUGAUGGGGGCGGCAGGUUGUCCACCUGGAAAAGUGAAGCUGAUUGCUGUGAGUGGAAUGGAGUAGUAUGCAGUAAUUUGACUGGUCAUGUUAUCAAGCUCGAUCUUGUCCAUUAUGGUGAUUCCGAGGAAUUGAGAGGUAAUAUCGAUUCCUCAUUAUGUGAUUUGCAGCAUCUAACUUACUUGUAUCUCGAUGGAAACAAUUUCGAAGGGAGCAAAAUUCCAGAAUGCAUUGGCUCACUUGGUCAACUAAGAGAGUUAACUAUUUCGGGUGCUUCAAUUGGUGGCACUAUUCCCCGUGGACUGCAAAAUCUAUCCAAUUUGCAAACUCUCGACCUUAGUGACAAUCCUUUUAAAAGCGGACCAUUUCCCGAUUUUUCAAGAUUUUCAAAUCUGGUGACUUUAAGUCUUAAGAACACUAGUCUUCAUGGGUCAAUUCCACAAUCAUUUGGGCACUUAGCUCACCUUUCCAAAUUGUAUUUGAGUUAUAACAAUUUAACAGGGUCAUUGCCGACGUUUGCUGGACUUGCAUCGUUGGAGUACUUAGAUCUGUCCAACAAUAGGUUGAAUUCUGUCAUUAAUGAAACACAUCUUUCAACUCUCUCUAACUUGACAGUUUUAGGUGUGUCGCAAAAUACGAUUUUUUUCAACUUCAGUUCGCAUUGGGUGCCACCUUUUCAAUUGCAGGACUUUAUAGCAGCAUCGUGUAACUUUGGUGGCCACUUUCCCAGCUGGUUGAAGUAUCAAAGGGAGCUUCACGCGUUGGAGAUUUCUGAUGCGUCAAUUUCUGAUUCAAUUCCUCAAUGGCUUUGGCUAUCUUCUUUCAACUACUUGAAUCUUUCCCAUAACAAACUUUAUGGGGAAUUACCAAAAUCAAUCUUGAAAUUUUAUCAUUAUGUUUUGGAUUUGAGCUUCAACAAUCUGUCCAGUCCCAUACCAGAUUUACCAACAAGUGCAAUGGCGUUGGUCCUCUCAAACAGUAUGUUUUUAGGAACCUUAUCUUUCAUCUGUGCAACUGCUCAAGGAAGUGUAUAUCAGCUUGAUAUUUCAUGCAACUUUUUGUCGGGAAAACUUCCUGACUGUGGGGACAACUUCCUUACUUGGCCGUUCUGA